AUGCUUCAUUCCAGCAACUGUAGGUCUGCGAAUCGUCCCUCCGACUUCCCUGCCCGCUUGCGAGAUCCCGCAUCGCGCCAUGUGUCAUGUGAUAUCGAUGGUCCUUCAGUUCCCCGAGUCAUGAAUCCUUCUCCGCAUUCUAGUAAUGGGCUGUCUGGUCGGGAAGACGAUGCGACGGCCUUGAACUCGACUCUCGAUUCGGCUACCGAUCGAUUUGCUUCGCCUUCGCCUACGAAUAUGACUUCCGAGAUCGAUCGGCGUUUACAUGACGUGGGCGUUGCAGCUCUUGCUGCUGUGUCCCAAUACCCACGUGCGGUGGAUAAUGCGCACGGUGAUUCUCUUAUGGUGUCGGAAGUCGUCAAUGCUGUUACCGGUGCUGGCGGUCCUCCGGAUUAUCGAAAUUUGGACUCGGGGGGUUCUUUGCUGACAGGACACCGGGGUCAUUUUCAACAAUCUGGAAUGGGAGGUACCCCUUCCGCUGGACCGGAGUUGGUCUUUGGCUCGAACCCGAGUGGCAAUGUGGAUAUGGAAACGAUUGUCCGGGACUUGAUUCACCACACCGCCGGCCGGCAAGAUAUCGCCAUCGCCCCAGACAGUGAGCUCGAGGAUAGUCAGAAGGACAUGGUUACGGAUUACGAGUCUGCUACCAUGGAAGACAAGCCGUCGCCCUCGUCAACGUCCGAUGAUGAGCUUGAAGACUUUCUCCGAUUCUAUCCGGACGAAGAGGAGUAUUACUACCAGCGCAAGGAACGCCCGACGCAUGAAGCCGAAAUGGCAGACUGCGAUCUGGAUGAUUUUUAUAACAGUAUCAGUUAUGACGAUAUCGAUGUGGAUCUACCCCAAACUAUCGGUUUGUCUAUUACAGAACCGCUUGGGAACUACACCGACGAUCAAAUGGAAUUCCCUGGACCACAUCCCGCAUCUAUAAUCCACACAUCCACAUACGAGCGGAAUCUCACUAUCGAUGAAUUCAUCCAGCGUUGGAUGGUCUCAAUAAAUGUCAUUCCCCAGGGCUUCCAUUCUGAAAGUCGAAUUCCACCACAGCUCCGCCCACUCUCCAAGAUGAUUAGCUGGAAGCCGCCGCAGGAGGUUGUUCGGCCGUCUGGAUGGAGACGCGAUUUCUAUGAUCUGCAGCAGAUCCCAUGGACAGAAACUUUGCGAGUGACACGAUCCGAUGCACGAGCCGUGCGCGACGCCUGGUAUACUUCGUAUCACAACUUGGAUUACUCGCACCUCGGUCAUGCCAAGCGGCUUCCACAACGAGAAACAUUUUUCCGCGAGAGCUCCAUGCACACUUCACACAAAGCAUCUAUCGAGCACUUCCAGCUUCGAAAUUUGAUGUCGACUCCUGCAUCUAACACCGUACAUUUCGCCUCCAGGUCGAAAGUGUUUGCCUGGACCCCAAACACCGGCGACGCACGGUGUAUACUCGAUAUGAGCCAGCCAGACCCAGAGUCAGGCUUCCUCGGACCAGUCAAAAUCUCCACCAUGAAGACAGCCCACGGUCUCGCAAUCGCGGGCGGGUUCUGCGGCGAAUACGCCCUACGCAGCACCAGUGGAUCCAGCACCGGCAUAAAGGGUCUAGUAACCCCCGACUUCAACGACGGCAUCACCAACCACGUUGACAUAAUCCCCAGCCGCACUGGGCCCUCCCCAACCGGCGUCUUCGCCUCCAACGACAAGCACCUCCGCAUCCUUGACACAGAAACCAAUAUCUUCGUCUCCGACCAAGAACUCUCCCAACCAAUAAACUGCACCGCCACAUCCCCCGACAGCCGUCUACGCGUGGUAAUCGGCGACUCACCAGACGCAUGGGUCAUCGAAUCCGACACAGGCCGACCUGUCCACCCUCUCCGCGGCCACCGCGACUUCGGCUUCGCUUGCGCCUGGUCCCCCGACAUGCGCCACAUAGCAACCUCCAACCAAGACAAAACAGUCAUCAUCUGGGACGCGCGCACCUGGCGUCCACUUGAAACCAUCGACUCCGACGUCGCGGGCUACCGCUCGCUACGAUUCUCCCCUGUCGGCGGCGGCCCACGCACUCUGCUCUGCACCGAGCCUGCGGAUCGGAUUUCUAUCGUCGAUGCGCAGCUCUUCCGCUCGCGCCAGGUGCAUGAUUUCUUUGGUGAAAUUGGUGGGGCGGAUUACGCGCCUGACGGCGCAGAGAUCUGGGUUGCUAAUACGGAUCGCCAUUUCGGUGGGUUUAUGCAGUAUGAGCGGAGACAGUGGGGGCAACGGGUUGGGUUGACGGACUUCCCGUGUGAGUGGGUUACGGAGGAGGAGUUGGGGGUGGAUUCUAGGUGUGUUUUGAGUAGGAGGGAGAGGGGGUUGAGGUUUUUGAGGAAUCUGUCAGAUGAGGAGCAUGAUGAGUUGAUUCUUUGA
This is a messenger RNA of Penicillium egyptiacum, 2382 nucleotides long. Lineage: Eukaryota; Fungi; Ascomycota; Eurotiomycetes; Eurotiales; Aspergillaceae. The record is from the annotation of a GenBank genome assembly.